AAGGAGAAGUUAUUGCUAUCACCAGAGUUUGGUUCGUUUGUUAGGAUUUAAAAUUUUCGAUCUUCAAUUUUGCCGUCUGGAUAGACGCAGAUCGGAGGCGUCUGAUGCGCGUUUGGUUUGAUUCGAGCUGAUUUUAUUGUGGUUGAUGAGCUGAGUUUUGGAUUAAGGCUUCGACCAAGAGACCAUAAACUUUUGAGCAUUCUAGUUGUUUUUACAUAAAACAUGUGGAGAUUCAAGCCAUUCAUGCAAAAAGAGCCAGCUGGGCUUGAAGGCCGUUCUAUUGAUGUUGGUAAUCUUAAAGUAAAUGUCCUGAAGGCGAUUGCUGAGGGAGGGUUCUCUUGUGUCUACUUGGCUCGUGAUGCUGUAAACAUGUCAAAACAAUAUGCUUUGAAGCACAUGAUAUGCAAUGAUGAAGAAUCACUUGAAUUAGUAAAGAAGGAGAUCUCAGUCAUGAAGUCAUUGAAAGGGCAUCCCAAUGUUGUCACACUUUAUGCUCAUGCAAUCUUUGAUAUGGGUAGGACAAAAGAGGCUUUCCUUGUUAUGGAAUUUUGUGAUAAGUCUCUAGUUAGUGUGCUGGAGAGCCGAGGAGCUGGUUAUUUUGAUGAGAAGCAAGUUCUUCUAAUCUUCAGGGAUGUAUGUAACGCAGUUUUUGCUAUGCACUGCCAAUCCCCACCUAUUGCUCACCGGGACUUGAAAGCUGAGAAUCUUUUGUUUGGCCCAGAUGGUUUAUGGAAAUUAUGUGAUUUCGGGAGUACUUCCACCAACCACAAGCGUUUUGAGAAACCAGAAGAAAUGGGGAUUGAGGAAGACAAUAUCAGGAAGCACACAACUCCUGCCUAUAGGGCCCCUGAGAUGUGGGAUCUGUUCCUGAGAGAAGUCAUCAAUGAGAAAGUGGAUAUAUGGGCAUUGGGGUGUCUCCUUUUCCGUAUAUGCUACUUCAAAAGUGCAUUUGAUGGUGAAUCAAAGUUGCAAGUCUUAAAUGGAAACUACCGCAUUCCUGAUUUGCCAAAAUACAGUUCAUCCCUUACGGACCUAAUCAGAGAUAUGCUUCAGGCCAGACCAGACGACAGACCAGAUAUCACGCAGGUCUGGUUUCGUGUCAAUGAGCAGUUACCUAUUGAUCUGCAGAAGUCAUUACCUGAGAGACCACCUGAAUUGCUAUCUUCCAACAAUCAUGAAGGUUCUGCAAAGCCUGCAACUCAAUCAUUGCCAAUGCCUCGUCGGAGUCCACCUCCUCCACCUUCAUCUGGAGAAACUAAAAGUUCAUCGCAGUCAUCCCAUUCUUCUAGGGGAGGGGGAAGUGGAGGGCAGCUUGGCGCAUUCUGGUCUACUAUGCAUGCAAAGGACUCAUCUGCCUCGGAGGUUAAGAGCAGACCAAUGUUUGAUGAAAGAACCAUCUGGCGAUCAUGCAAGAGAUCCAGGAUCUCAAGCAAACCUUGCAGCAGCAAGAACUCCAUCGCCAAAGAAAGAGGGUCUGAGAGCCUCUCCUACAGUCCAUCAUCUGCGGCUACGGAGAAGGUUAGCGGGACGAUGUGGGAACUCCCACAAAACAAAACUGAAAUGAAAAGUCCCAGUUCAGAACCGAAGGCAUGGCAAGCUUUUCCAGAGGACCCCAGCAACAAAAGUCCUGCUUCUGCGGACAAUAAUAGAGCCAAAUCUGUGAGGACAAGAAAAAUGCAUCAAACACGAGCAACCAAUCAACCACAUUCAGAUUUUGAUACAUGGGGUUUUGAAACAGAUGGUUUCGCUUCUGUAUCUGCUGCUGGAAGCUCAGAUGCCCAGACCCCUAGCACAGAAGGGAGUAAUCCUCAGGCUUUUGGUAAUGCCAAGACAUACGAGGGCAAGUCAACUUCCCAACCUGCCGGGUGGGCUGGAAAAGGAAGAUGGCAUCAGAAGGAGCCUUUGGAUAGAAAAAGGCACACAAGGAUUGGUUGUUAUUCAGAAGUGAGUUUGGCCACAAUAGCUGACCUUGACAUGACAGCCAAACAAAAAAGAGAUGCUGCGUCAAAUGCAUGGAAAGCUUUGGCCACUGAAGAGAAGAUGAGGGGCAAAUCAGAGGAAAUAGGAGCAGAAGAUGUUGAGCAACUACUAGGAAUCCGUCACGGUGGGGAGGAGGUGAAAACUAAAGUUGAUGUCGGUGAUGCUAUGUAUCAGGAGUUGAGAAAUGAAUAUCGGAAAGUGUCAUUCAGCAAAAUACUAAAAGACAUUGUUUCAGGGGAGAAGGAUUAUAGAUUCGAGUUUUUAUUUGUGCUGCACACCCUGGGUACUUUUCUAUGUCUGAAAUCAAGCUCAGAAGCGAGUGAGAAGUUGGUUAGAGUCAUGCGCUGCACAAUGGAUGACUUUGGAAAGUAUGAUUGGGCUAUCUACAUUAUAAAGGACCUCUGGAAAGAAAUGGGAGACUAUGUCAAGGCUUAUUUUUUUGUGAGCAUUUUAACCUCAACACGCCAGCCAGUUGGUCGAGAGUCUACUACUGCAAUUGAAUACUGGAUUGAUGAGAAGAUAAAAGAAUUGGCUAGCAAGGAGAUUAUGUAUGGAGGAAAAGGCAGUGAAGAGCUGAAGAAGUUACAUGAGCGCCUAAUGAAGAGGAUAGAGGAAGGGCAAAGGUGCUAA
Neltuma alba is the source of this 2610-nucleotide messenger RNA. RefSeq names its product probable serine/threonine-protein kinase DDB_G0276461. Gene Ontology annotation, molecular function: ATP binding; protein serine/threonine kinase activity. Gene Ontology annotation, biological process: protein phosphorylation. Gene Ontology annotation, cellular component: cytoplasm. The record is from RefSeq and is a predicted model, not a curated record. NCBI's taxonomy places the organism in Eukaryota, Viridiplantae, Streptophyta, Magnoliopsida, Fabales, Fabaceae.